This is a messenger RNA of Gallus gallus (chicken), 1244 nucleotides long. RefSeq names its product sperm-associated antigen 4 protein-like. Gene Ontology annotation, biological process: nuclear envelope organization. Gene Ontology annotation, molecular function: protein-membrane adaptor activity. Bases 63 to 1127 code for a protein of 354 amino acids. The record is from RefSeq and is a predicted model, not a curated record. The transcript has 7 exons. NCBI's taxonomy places the organism in Eukaryota, Metazoa, Chordata, Aves, Galliformes, Phasianidae. Gene Ontology annotation, cellular component: nuclear envelope; meiotic nuclear membrane microtubule tethering complex.
AGAGCUUUUGGGACGGCAGUGCUGAGAGGACGUGCUGCUUCCAGCGCUCAUCUGUUGCCAACAUGGCAAGAGGAAAGGCUCGACGCGCCAGGCGCCCGAAGGCAUCUGAGCGCUCCGCUGCGAGCGAGGCUGUUGGUGAGGCCCGUCAGCGCCGCGUAGAAGAGGCAGCAGCAAUGAGUCAAAGGCUCCGUGUGCUGCUGGCGUUGUGGAUGGCAUUUUCAGUACAAGCUCUUGCCUCCGCUGGCCAGCUUUGCAGAACGUGGCGUGACAAAGCCACGGGAAUGGCAGGCAAGCUGGCUGCUGCUGCUGCAGGGCACAAGAAGAUGCUUUUCAGGCUGUCCAUCAUAGUGCUCCUGGUGACUUUGGCCAUGGUGAAUGUGUGUGUCUUCAAGACUUGCUGGGCAGCUAGGAGAAUUUGGGAAGACAGCACGGCACAGGAGAUCGAGAGACUCCAACAGGCAGCGUCUGAGCUGAGAGCGCAGCUGGACUGCUACCAGACACCUGACUGGGCGCUGCAAAGCUUUGGUGAGGACACAGGCAGGCAAGCCCUGCUACCCUGUGCUUCUCCACGUCUGCGGCCUCUUGCACUCAUCUCCUCCCCCAUCAUUACAGGUGCCACCAUCGACACGCGGAGAACUUCUCCUAUUUACGAGCUGAGGAGCUGGUUUAGCAGACACUGCUUCUGGUGCUCUGUGAACCCUCCGGAUACCAUAUUGCAGCCGGGUGUCUCCCUUGGAGAAUGCUGGCCCAUGGAAGGACAGCAGGGCCAGGUGGUCAUCAGGCUGCGUGCCAAAAUCCGGCCCUCUUGUGUCACUCUGGAGCACAUCACCCCGGAGAUGACUCCGAGCGGCACAGCCAGCAGUGCCCCCAGGGAUGUCGCUGUCUUUGGACUGGAUGCGGACAGUGAAGAGGAGGUUCCCCUUGUGUCAUUCACCUUUGAUGUGGGGGAAGGGCCCACGCAGACCUUCUUGCUAAAGAAUAAUCAUUCCAGAGCCUUUCGCUACAUCAAGGUUCUGGUGAAGAGCAACUGGGGACACCCCCGUUACACCUGCCUUUACCGAGUGCAGGUGCACGGAAAGGUGGUGAAAACAGAAGACCAUAGAACCGCAGAGUCAUUGAAUGGCUAAGGCUGGAAAAGACCCACAGGAUCAUGCGAUGCAACCAGUCACCCGUCACCAGCGGUUCUCAUGAAACCAAGGUCUGUAAUUGGGUUUGUCGUUGAAAAAAUAAAGACCUUAACCACA